AAACAACAAUAUCCCGUUCACAAGAUUCCAAUCUAUAAUUUGACCUCUUCAAAUUAAUUAAUCAGAAUAAUACUGCUACUCUCACUCUUCAUAUUCACUAUCUAAUUUCAAACAAAGAAUCAAUCUUGAUUUCUAGAUAAAGAAUUUGAGAGGGGAAAUGGGAAAGGGUGGAAUGUCUCAUGGAAAUAGUGGGGAGGAAGAAGAGAACAUGGCAGCUUGGCUUCUGGGUGUUAAUAAUAUCAAGAUUCAGCCUUUCAAGCUCCCUCCUCUUGGCCCCCAUGAUGCUAGAAUUAGGAUGAAAGCUGUUGGUAUCUGUGGAAGUGAUGUUCACUACGUCAAGGAGAUGAAAUUAGCAGAUUUUAUUGUCAAAGAACCAAUGGUGAUUGGGCAUGAGUGUGCCGGGAUCAUUGAAGAAGUAGGUGCUGAGGUAAAACAUCUUGUGCCUGGUGAUCGCGUGGCAGUCGAACCAGGAAUCAGUUGUUGGCGUUGUAAUCUCUGCAAAGAAGGUCGAUACAAUCUGUGUACUGACAUGAAGUUUUUCGCUACUCCCCCGGUCCAUGGUUCUCUUGCAAAUCAGAUUGUGCAUCCUGCAGAUUUAUGUUUCAAACUCCCGGACAAUGUGAGUUCGGAGGAGGGGGCUAUGUGUGAGCCCUUAAGUGUUGGUGUUCAUGCAUGUCGUCGUGCGAAUAUUGGUCCUGAGACAAAUGUGUUGGUAAUUGGAGCAGGACCUAUUGGGCUUGUAACACUGCUUGCAGCCCGUGCCUUUGGGUCCCCAAGAGUUGUGAUUGUGGAUGUAGAUGAUUACCGUCUUUCAGUCGCUAAGGAGCUUGGAGCAGACAAGGCGGUCAAAGUUUCUACUGAUACAAAGGAUGUGGCUGCAGAGAUUGAUCAGAUUAAGAAAGCUAUGGGAGCUGGAGUGGACGUGAGCUUUGACUGUGUAGGCUUUAAUAAAACCAUGACAACAGCUCUUGGGGCCACCUCUUCGGGUGGAAAAGUUUGCCUCGUGGGAAUGGGUCAUAGCAUAAUGACCGUACCCCUCACCCCGGCUGCUGUAAGAGAGAUUGACUUGAUAGGCAUAUUCAGAUACAAGAACACAUGGCCUUUAUGCAUAGAGUUUCUAAGGAGCGGUAAGAUAGACGUGAAGCCAUUGAUCACCCACAGGUAUGGAUUCUCUCAGGAGGAGGUUGAAGCAGCCUUUGUAACCAGUGCACAUGGUGGUAAAGCUAUCAAGGUCAUGUUUAAUCUGUAGUAGUUGUUUCUUUAUAAAGGGUGCGAAAUAAAGAAACAAGAGAAUGUGAGAGAGAGAGGGAUACCCUCUUUUUCUUUAAGCUUGAACAAACUAUAGAUGUUAAACCUUGAAUUUGUUUUGUGAUUUACUGUUAUUGAUAAUUAAUAAAGACAUUUUAUGUAGCA
Messenger RNA from Olea europaea var. sylvestris, 1413 nucleotides. Its product is annotated as sorbitol dehydrogenase-like. Lineage: Eukaryota; Viridiplantae; Streptophyta; Magnoliopsida; Lamiales; Oleaceae. Gene Ontology annotation, molecular function: zinc ion binding; oxidoreductase activity, acting on the CH-OH group of donors, NAD or NADP as acceptor. The record is from RefSeq and is a predicted model, not a curated record. Bases 158 to 1249 code for a protein of 363 amino acids. The transcript is spliced from 6 exons.